UGUCGUCAUGCGCUGUGUUCAUCUCUCGCUAUUCUCAUUGCUGCUGCUCUCCCAAGUUGAACGUGUGGCUUUGGUCCAGGAGAUCCAAACCAGUCAUGACAACAUUAACAAGAUCAAUGCAGCAGGAGAGAUGAUGAAAUGUUCAGCUGCCAUGGACAUUCUGUUCCUCCUGGACGGGUCCUACAGUGUGGGCAAAGGCAGUUUUGAGAGAUCCAAGCACUACGCCAUAAAACUGAGUCAGGCAUUAGACAUUGGGCCACAAAAGGUUCGAGUUGGUUUGAUUCAAUUUGGGUCCACCCCUCGUCUGGAGUUUUCUCUUGACAAAUACACCACCAAACAAGAACUUAAGAAGCACAUGAAAAAGAUAACUUACAGAGGUGGCAGCACACAGACCGGCCUGGCUCUGAAGUACAUCCUGAGAAAAGGUUUCCAGGGGGGUCAUAAUUCAUCGGACGUGGCGCGAAUCACCAUCCUCCUGACUGACGGCCGGUCCCAGGGCAACGUGAUCCAAGCAGCUGCUCAACUGAAGGAGGCCGGAGUGGUGCUGUUUGCUGUAGGACUGCGCUAUCCCAGAUGGGAGGAGCUACAUGACAUGGCCAGUGAGCCCAUUGAGAGUCAUGUUUUUUUUGCAGAGCAUUUCUAUGAUGCCAUCAACGGACUUUACACCACUCUAACCACUUUUUCUGUCUGCAAUGCAACACCCAUUGGCUGUCAGGUGGAGUCAUUCCCCUGUGAGAGAAAAACAUUGGAGACUGUCAAAACGCUGCAGGGAAACUUCAUGUGCUGGAAAGGCUCUAAAGGCUCCUCUCCGUACACAUCGCUUUGCCCUUUCUACAGCUAUAGCAAGGCUUACAAAAGACAUCCGACAGUCUGCCAUCGAACUAUUUGCCCCGAUCCAUGUGACUCCCAGCCCUGUCUGAACGGAGGGACUUGUGUGUCUGAGGGUCCAGAGGGGUACCACUGCGUGUGCCCACCUGGGUAUGGAGGGCACCCGCACUGUGCUCCUGCCAUCUCUCUGGACUGUUCAGUUGACCUGCUCUUCCUAUUGGAGGGAUCAUCCACAUUAAGACUAGAAGGCUUUCACCGCCUUAAGUCUUUUCUAAAACGAUUUCUCCAAACUGUAAUGGCCAACGACACUCCCAGUAAAAUCGGCUUGGCUGUAUAUGGUGGAGAGACCAAAGUUGAAGCCCAAGUCGGAGUAUUUAAGGGGGACGUUAAAGGUCUUCUGCGGGCUGUGGAUGCUCUUCAACCUGUAGGAGGGGAUGCCAUGACUGGAAAAGCUCUCCGCUACGUCACACGCAACGGUUUUCUGAGCCCGCAAGUUUUUGCAGAUGUUUCAGAUGAUUUGCCCCGAGUGGUUGUUCUGAUAACUGCUACCCCCUCCGCGGAUGAGGUAGUGGAACCAUCCAAAUAUGCACGGGACAGGGAGAUAUUUCUUGUUGGUGUGGGUCCAGAAAGUCUCAAAGGACAACUGAACAAUAUUACAGGGAAUCCACAGAGGACGCUCACAUACUCCACACCGGACUGGUUCAGCGCAAAGAUACCAGAGCUGAAAGCCAAGAUCUGCAGUGUGGACACCCAAGGAUGUUUGGGCCAAGCCGUGGACCUUGUAUUCGCCGUGGAUGCCUCUGCAGGAGUGGGCAAAGAUAACUUCUCCUUUCUGCGGGACUUUGUGAGCAGCAUCACCGUUCAGUUCGACAUCAACCGCGACGUGGCACAGAUGGCAGUGGUCACCUACGGCCGUCGCGCUGAGACCCUCUUUAACCUGGACGCCCACGAGACCGGCUCCUCUAUCCUCAAAGCUGUGCAGGAGGCAAACUACAUAGGAGGUGUGGCUUCUACUGGCGCCGCUCUCCUCCAUGUGCACUCCAAAGUUCUGACCGUGGCCAAAGGGGCGCGGCCAGGGGUCAACAAAGCCGUGGUGGUCCUGACAGAUGGGUCCAGUGGGGAGGAUGCGGUGGUCCCUGCGCAGAAGCUAAGAGACAAUGGAGUUUCUGUGUUUGUGAUCGGAGUAGGGGACGUCCAAAGGGAGAGGCUACUGACCAUCGCGGGGUCAGAGGAGCGCAUGAUCUCUGUGUCGUCCUAUGAGGAUCUGAAGUACUUUGAGGACGUGCUGGUGCAGAUGGUGUGCACAGAGGUGAAAAAGCCAGUGAACCUGUGCAAGCCCAACCCAUGUAUGAACGAUGGCCUUUGCAUCACAUUGACUGGAGGGAGCUUCCGCUGCCAGUGCGAAGGCUACGAGGGACCACACUGCGAAAUAAAAAGCAGCCGGUCAUCCACCAGAGGAGAUCAGCCCAAACCUGCAGGUCUGAAGAAGAAGAGUCGACAGAAGAAGAGCCAUAAGGAGCUGCUUUAUCACUACAAACAGCACCGCAGACAGAGACACACACGCCAAUGAGAACACAGCACACAUGGACACUGUUUUAUA
This is a messenger RNA of Periophthalmus magnuspinnatus, 2428 nucleotides long. It is a transcript of the gene vwa2, whose product is annotated as von Willebrand factor A domain containing 2. Lineage: Eukaryota; Metazoa; Chordata; Actinopteri; Gobiiformes; Gobiidae. Bases 8 to 2398 code for a protein of 796 amino acids. The record is from RefSeq and is a predicted model, not a curated record. The transcript is spliced from 13 exons. Gene Ontology annotation, molecular function: calcium ion binding.